This is a messenger RNA of Aspergillus saccharolyticus JOP 1030-1, 707 nucleotides long. RefSeq lists its product as uncharacterized. The record is from RefSeq and is a predicted model, not a curated record. The transcript has 3 exons. Lineage: Eukaryota; Fungi; Ascomycota; Eurotiomycetes; Eurotiales; Aspergillaceae. The coding region runs from base 82 to 477 and encodes 131 amino acids.
CACCUUCUGGUCUGCCACCACCUCCGCAUCAACCGACCGAAUUCCCAUCUGAAUCACGGAUUGCGCCUCGCUAAGACAAUCAUGGCUGGUUCCGACUCCACCGUAGAACAGACUGAGAAGUCUCUAGUCCAGACAGCUAGAGCAUGGGGAGAAAAUGCCUUCCCACCUACUCUACUGGCUUCUCUGAUCACAGCACAGCACAUGCGCCCCUUCCAGCCGCUACCCAUGCUCUUCCCCCCUAUCCUUCUUUUCACUAGCUAUGCCAAUCUUCAAGGGUUCAAAACCGACACGGCGGGUAUCAGUGCCGCCUGGUCUGGGCUCUACCUCCUGCUUGCGGGUCGGCGCAAGCAGCAAUUCAUGAAGAAAUGGGGCGCUCGGGGCAUCGUGCGCGGUGUGACCAUGGGUCUUUGUUUGGUCAACAUGGUCAGUGGCGGUCUUGCCUAUACGCUAGGCAAACGGGAGGACGACGAUGAAUAGAAGGUAUGGUAAUGGUUGUAUAGCCUGGACCCUUGACGCAAGGGCUUGAAGAUUCAAUGAAGGCUUCUGUACGAUAAUGUUCGCCAAACUUGGAUGAGGGCGUCGCUUUGGGCAUGGUGUUAUGGUCAGUGUUGAGAUAAAAGCAGUUUCGUUCUUGGCAAGCAGACUACUGCAUGCGAUGUCUAUGUGUAUAGUAUAAAUUUACAGUUGUCGCGACCGGCGGCCAGCUA